AUGCUGCCUGUGGUGGUACGCCAGCUCGCACGAGGGCUUCAGCGAACUACAGCUGCAGCACUUUCUACAUAUCAUAUUCUGAUAUAUGCAUUCAUAAUCUCUACACCGGUUCUAGCAACUAUCCACAAAAUCGAUGAGGAAAAGCGGGAACGUUUAGCUAAUUUUGGUCGAUAUGUAGCAGAAUGUCUCCCGAAAUUUGUCCAGCAAGUGCAGUUUGCUGCAGGAGAUGAGUUGGAGAUUCUUAUUCAUCCUUCUGGUACUGUUCCCGUGAUGGCAUUCCUGAAAGGGCACCACUCGGCACAAUUCACAAACCUCACAUUUGUAUGUGGCGUUGAUGUACCGACAAGAAAAAACCGCUUUGAGGUUGUUUACUCUCUGUUUUCUGUUCGCUUUAUGGCCCGUAUCCGUGUACGUACUUACACCGAUGAGGUAGCACCUGUUGAUUCGAUCACCAGUGUGUUCAGAGGGGCGAACUGGUACGAGCGUGAAGUGUACGACAUGUUUGGCGUGUGGUUUAAUAAUCACCCAGAUCUCCGUCGUAUUCUAACUGAUUACGGCUUUGAAGGCCAUCCUUUCCGAAAAGACUUCCCUCUGACCGGCUAUAACGAGGUACGAUUCGAUCCUGAGCUGAAACGCGUCGUCUAUGAACCUACAGAGUUGGCUCAAGAAUUCCGUAAAUUCGACCUAGAAACACCAUGGGAAACACUGCCAGCUUUCCGUGACACAUCAAUAAGUAGUGGAUAUGAGAAGAUAGAUUUGAAACAAGAACCAGAAACUACCAAGUAG
Haemonchus placei is the source of this 786-nucleotide messenger RNA. Lineage: Eukaryota; Metazoa; Nematoda; Chromadorea; Rhabditida; Trichostrongylidae. The record is from the annotation of a GenBank genome assembly.